AUGAUGCAGGACCCAGAAAAAAUGCAAGGUGACAAGAAAAAGGAUCAGUUGGAAGAAGGCUAUGGCACAGACAAAAUGGAGGUAGAGAAACUCACUAAAAUAACACCCUAUCUGAAAACAAUUCCAAGUGCCAUGACGAAGUUCAAAAAUCUCCAAACAGAGAAAAACCUUGAUUCUUCAAGUACCCAAAAAUUAUCAGAUGCAAAAAACAGUGCUUCUCUGGAGGGGCCAUUUGGCUUUGGACCUCUAGUUUUUCCUUCUCUUCAACGUUUCAACAACAUUGACUUCUUCUUGUUUUUGUACUUUCUGUUGGUCUUAGCACAUGGUAUUGCAUUUGCUAUGGUUGAUCUGUCUUUUAAACAUUUGGAGGAGAAAUUUUCUCUGUCAGGUUACGAGAGAUUAAUAAUGGAUUUCGGUGAUUAUUAUGCAUCCUUCAUGGUAGCAAUAUUUGUGGCAUACUAUGGGGGCAAAGGGAACAGGUCAAAAUGGUUGGCAGGUGCUGCCUUCAUGUUAGUAAUUGCAUCAAUUAUUUUUGCUGCCAUUUUCUACAAGUAUGAAAUUGUAGCACCAUUAGAAGAAAGAGAAGAGUUGUGCAUAGAAGAAGAAGACAGGACAAUGGCAGAGUGUGGUGCAUCAUCGAUACCAUACAGAUCAAAAUUUAUCUAUCUCUUCGUCUUAGCACAGUUUCUCCAUGGAGUUGCAGGGAUGCCUCUUUUAAUCCUUGGCGUGACCUUCCUUUAUGACCACGUUCCCACAUUCUCUGCUGGCCUCUAUCUAGCUAUUGGUGAUGCUGCACAAAUACUGGGAUACAUGCUGGGUUUCGCAAUAGGAGCCAGUGGUAGUACACAUACUCAUGAAGAAACUUUGGAUGAACAUGAAAAUGAGAAUGACUUUCAUGAUUUGCAGAAAAAUUUGUGGAGUGGUUUUUUUUUAAUUGCUGUAAUCUCAUUUUGUACAUUCUUACCUCUCUUAUGUUUUCCACCUAUGUUACCUGGUGCACACAAGAUAAGUCUUGAGAAAGAAAAAGAACCUCGCUCCUAUGACAGGAGACUUAAAAAUAAGGAAUUUGGACCUAAUUUGAAGGAUUUACUUCAUGCUCUUAAGUGUCUGUUGAGGAACCCACUGCUGAUAUGCUUCUCCCUGUGCAAAUCCACAGAGUCUCUCAAUUUUAAAGGAACUUCCGUAUUUGUGCCCAAAUAUUUAGAAAAUCAGUUUUUGUUAACGCCCUCACUUGCUACUAUGCUCACAGGAGUUAUUGUACUUCCAGGAAAUGCAGUUGGCCGCUUUGUGGGAGGUUUAAUUGUUGACAGGCUGGAGAUGUCUUGUAAGAACAAAAUAAGAUUCGUAGUGGUGACGUCUACUGUAGCACUCAUGCUUUUAGCUUUAAUCCUUUUUGUAGAGUGUGAAACAGUGGAAUUUGCUGGAAUCAAUGAAGAUUAUGAUGGGUCAGGUCAAUUUGGAAAUCUCACAGCUCCAUGCAACAUGCAGUGUGGUUGCUCAAGCUCCAUCUACACUUCUGUAUGUGGAAGAGAUGACAAGGAGUAUUUUUCUCCCUGCUUUGCAGGCUGCAAGGCUUUAAAAUACUUAGAAAAUGAAGAGACAUACUACAAUUGUUCUUGCAUCAAAGAAGGAUUGACAACUGUAGACACCGAGGGUGAUUUUGUUGACGCCUUUGCUGGAAAAUGCAACAUGAAGUGUCAUACGUUACCUUUGUUUUUUGCCUUUUUCUUGUCUUCAUUGAUAUUUUCUAAUUUGUCUAGCAUACCUGUCACCUUGAUUAUCCUCCAAAAUUCACCUGCCAAUUUAAAUUCACUGAGCUUGGGUGUGACCUAUACAAUUUGGAGAAUAAGUGGAUCCAUCCCUACACCACUAAUAUUUUACAUGUCAAUAAAAGAGUCUUGCAUUUACUGGGACGUUAAUGAAUGUGGAAUAAGAAGACGUUGUUGGAUCUACAAUAAGUCAAAAAUGAUCUACGUAUUGAUGGGACUAUGUCUUGCUUUCCUAGCAAGCUCAGCCUUGUUUGGCCUUUUUGGACUGUACAAAUAUGAUAGUGUGGUAAUGAAAAGCACUGAGAGUCUGGUCCAGCCUGUAAAGAAAGUAAAAGAAAAAGAAGAAAAAGUUUAA
Molecule: messenger RNA, 2124 nt
Organism: Onychomys torridus (southern grasshopper mouse)
Lineage: Eukaryota; Metazoa; Chordata; Mammalia; Rodentia; Cricetidae
Product: solute carrier organic anion transporter family member 6A1-like
Exons: 13
Coding region: 1-2124 (707 amino acids)
Biological process (GO): transmembrane transport; sodium-independent organic anion transport
Cellular component (GO): membrane
Molecular function (GO): protein binding
Source: RefSeq, a predicted model, not a curated record